Molecule: messenger RNA, 324 nt
Organism: Perkinsus marinus ATCC 50983
Lineage: Eukaryota; Perkinsozoa; Perkinsida; Perkinsidae
Exons: 4
Coding region: 1-324 (107 amino acids)
Cellular component (GO): membrane
Source: RefSeq, a predicted model, not a curated record
AUGCUGAGCAUGGACAACGUAUUUUUCUUCCAGGUGAUUUUCAAAUACUACCGCACACCGAAGUGCCAAGUAAACCGAGCCUUGUUCUACGGCAUUGGUAUGGCAGCUGCUCUAAGAUUACUAUUCUUCUUCCUAGGUACUACUUUCUUUAAGCUCAUCUCAUUCACCCGUUAUAUAUUCGGAUUGGUUCUCAUAUGGAGUGGGUAUAAGACUGCUACGGACUCGGAUGAGCAGGAAAAUGGCGAUCCGAAUAAUGCCUGUGCACAGUGUAACCUACUCGUCUCUACUUCCCUGGGAAUUGCUGGACAGGGAGCAAGUUUCUAA